UAGAACGAGCGGCAGGGUCUGCGCGUGCGCAGCCUGGGAUUCUGCGACGCCAGGUGGGGGAGUGGAAGACGCUUGACAGCCCGGGCGCCUGCGCAACGGGUGAGGUGGGUGAAAGAACCCUCCCUGUGCUUGAGGUUCGGUUGGCGCAGGCGCAGUCGUGUCGAAGCUACCAGAAAGAUCGGAACGGCGGCGCCGUCUGGCUGUAUCGGCGGAGGAAGACCCGGUGAGGGGGAUUUAUUCGCAUUUGUGGAGCAGUGUUGGGAUCCUUCCUCAAGACCUCUAUUUUCCCGGCUCUCUUAUAACGUAUUAUAAUCAUACACAGCCUGCCAAAACGUGUCUCUUUCCUGUGGUGUUCAGAGCACAGCACAUCUGUUCUGUUAGCUCAUAACAGUAAAUCCCUCUUUGGGUUAGUGUCUCCAUAUGGCUGACAUGAGAAGGCCAAUCUUUGCCCACAUAUGGGAGGAGGAAGAAUGUCUAGAGUACUAUGGGAUGAUUUCCCUGCAUCGAAUGUUUGAGGUCAUUGGUUCCCAGCUUACAGAGAAUGACAUGGAUGCACUCUCUUUCCUUCUGGAUGAGACACAGCCUUGGACUCACCCGUUGGAUCCUGCCCUUUGGGCUGUGGCAGCAGCAGAAGAGAGUAGUUCUGAGACUACCUCCCCUGUGCUGGAGAGCUGGAAGAGGAAAAAUCAAUGGCGAUGUUGCUUGGGCAAGACUGAUGGUAGUCUUGAAGUUGCUGCUCAGAGGCAACUGCCCAAGAAUGGUGUACAACUGCUCCUGGAGCUAGAGAGAAGGGGCAAAUGUGAUGAAACCAACUUCGUGCAGCUUCUGCAGCUCCUGAGAGUACUGACAAGGCAUGAUCUGCUGCCAUAUGUCACUAUGAAAAGGCAGCGUACAGUUUCUCCUGAGAGAUACACCUAUGGACCAUCUGUCCUUUCAUCCGACCGGCAGAUGGACAACUGUCUCAAUUCAGCCUCUGCAGAGCCUCGAAAUGAUCAGUGGGAGACAGGCUCCAAUACGAGCAAAAGGAAGCGAGUAAGCAGAGGCCGGUCAAAGUCUACUUCCCGCAGGCGGCGGGGAGCUAAAUCAACUAAUGCUCCAAUGCAGGAGGUCCAAACUCCCACGAAAGUCACCUGUGACAUCCGGCUCCGUGUUCGUGCAGAGUACUGUGAACAUGACCCUGUCUUGCGUCAGAAUGUGAUGUCAAACAAGCAGAACCAUCUGGAGCGGCAGUUUGAUGUCUUUGGGCAGUCCAACACCAUCCUCAAAUCCCGUGACCUGGGCUCAAUAAUCUGUGACAUCAAGUUCUCAGAGCUGUCCUACCUUGAUGCCUUCUGGAGCGACUAUAUGAACGGCUCACUGCUAGAGGCACUUAAAGGGGUUUUCAUCACGGACUCUCUCAAAGAGGCCGUGGGCCAGGAGGCUAUCCGACUGCUGGUCAAUGUGGAUGAAGAUGAUUAUGAGGAGGGUCGCCGUCUGUUACUGGAAAGCGUUAUUCCCCAGGCCUGGUAACUUUAGCUACUAGGAAAUUUAGGGCACUUCAUUUUUACUCCCUGAUUACCACAUGGCUUACGUGAAUUGGAUGUAGACUUCAGGAAGGAAAUUUCUUUUUAGCCAAGGAACCUUUGUCCCGUCGCGGGGCAGGGCUGGAUCUUGACAGCGAUGGGACUUCAGGGAGUUAGAAUUGUGCCGCAGCUGCUCUUGUAUAGGUUGAAGCUUUGAAAGAGCAACUGGGAAUGGUCUUAAUUGACAUUCAGGUGUAAGUAGGGCUUGGCUAGAGGCACCCACUCAGUGUGGAUUCCUCAUUUUGAAGUGAAAGGGACAGCUUUUGGAGAGCCAUUUAGUCCUGAUAAUGAAGCAGAAAAAGGGGCUUUGAAACCCUUUUGGAAUAAGUUGCUAUGUGCAUCAUGCUCACUACCAGUACUUGUGUUUUUGACCUCUUGCAGAGGUGGAGAGCAUUCUCAUUUUGCAGAGUUGCAGGUACACCUCUUAAGGCCAGUAGCAGGGCAUGCUAUGUUGCCUACUUUCCUGGAAAAAGAGAAAUAACCUAUUUUCCUUCAAAUCUGAACCUG
Molecule: messenger RNA, 2069 nt
Organism: Podarcis raffonei (Aeolian wall lizard)
Lineage: Eukaryota; Metazoa; Chordata; Lepidosauria; Squamata; Lacertidae
Gene: DEDD2
Product: death effector domain containing 2
Exons: 6
Coding region: 421-1509 (362 amino acids)
Biological process (GO): extrinsic apoptotic signaling pathway via death domain receptors; regulation of apoptotic process; apoptotic process
Cellular component (GO): nucleolus
Molecular function (GO): DNA binding; protein binding
Source: RefSeq, a predicted model, not a curated record